Molecule: messenger RNA, 615 nt
Organism: Paramecium octaurelia
Lineage: Eukaryota; Ciliophora; Oligohymenophorea; Peniculida; Parameciidae
Source: the annotation of a GenBank genome assembly
AUGAGGUUCUAACUAUUUAGUCUUAUCUUAAUCUGUUUUGUCUAUUGUGGUAAUUUAAUUUAAGGUAACAAUAGAUUGGGAAAUUUACAAAUCUGAACUAUUCGAUGCUCCAUCAAGUGUGGAUUGGAUUGGACUAAAUUCAGAUUCGACGACGAGUCCAUUAACUCAAAUCAAUCCAACUCUUUGUACGCCGACAUCUUCUACAUACUUGGCAGAAGGAAAGGAGAAAAUUUGGAGAAAAAUCUAAAUGCCAAACAAUAGAAAAUUCUCUGCUAUCAGAAUUGAGCUAGAUUUUUAUUAUAUUGACUCGAUGAAGGCAGUCAGCACUAAACUAUACUUGAAUUAAGUUAUGGUCAAUGAAAAUGUUUAAACAUAAAUUGAGUUAUCAACUCCAACUCCAUUAAUCUAUUGUAAUCGACCUGGAAAUAAUAAUUCUGCAGAUAGCUCUGUGUUUAGAUUCAAUCAUUUUGAAGAAUUUAGGGAUAACUAAAUUGACAUACUAAUUGAAACAAUUGGGUUUCAACCUGUUAUCAUAUAUGCAUUAUCUGGAUUUUAUUUGUAUGUUUAAUUUUGUGAUAAAAACUGUGAGUUAUGUAAUUAUACUGGAGAAUGUGA